AUCGAGAUCUCCCAUUUGUGAUAUUUUAUUACACAUCUCUUCAUUCACACUCUCUUUGUCUCUCUCUCUUUUGCUAGUCUAGUCUUACUACUCUUGUCUCCAUUGUUCCGGCGAUGUUCCAACACGCGCCUUCUCCCAUUCACCUCAUCAUCGUCUUCUUCUCCUUCUUCACCAUUCUAUCACCCGUUUCACCAAACCCAGAAGAAACUGUCACAGUCCAGCCAUUCCGGGUCAAAUCAUCCCCACCCGCAACCAUACCCGCUUUCCCGGAGCAAUCAGAUUUCUCAGGCUGCCCUCUCGAUUUACCUGAAGACCUCUUCCACGGAAUCAAAUCAGCCUGCACCGGCAAAAAGCUCCACAAAGGACGAUGCUGCCCUGUUCUAGGCGCGUGGCUCUACUCUGCUUACUCAACCACUGCUCUUAGCCGCUCCAUUUCCGCCGCCGCCAGAAACGCAUCCUCCUCCCCGAUGACGCAAGAAGACAUGCCUUUGCUUCCCGAUGACUCGGAGACUUGCGUCGACGGAUUGGGGAAAUCGUUGAGGCAGAGAGGGAUUGAGCUCACCAGACCGAACGAGACUUGCGACGUCGUUUACUGCUACUGCGGAAUCAGAUUGCAUCCGUUGAGCUGUUCUGAGGCUUUUAGAGUUAACGAAGAAGGGAGACUCGUUGGAGACGAGAGGGUUACUAGAUUAGAGACUGAUUGUUUGAGUGGUAGCCACAACAAUGCUGAUAGAUUGUCUCCUCUGCUUGGCUGUAACAAGUGCUUGAACAGUCUCUAUAAGCUAAACCCGAAGAAAACUUCAGGUACAAGACACCCAUCGAAAGAAGAUCGAAACAGAACAGCAAAGAUGCACAACAAAGAUUGUGUCCUCAUGGGUCUCACUUGGCUUCUUGCUAAGAACCGUACAGCUUACUUCCCCACUGUCACUUCCGUCCUCCGAGCCGUCAUGCUCAACCAAGGUGGGGAGCCACGGUCGUGUGCUAUCGGCAGCGACGGCAUGCCCUUAGCCGUCGACUCUUCCGAAUUCUCUAGUGGCUUGGCAACUUCACUUCAGUAUCCGCACUGCUUGGUCCACUUCUUUCUUUACAGCGUCAUUACAUUAGUCUUACUAAGGUCGUGGUGACGUGGUAGUGGAUUUUGAUUGUGAUGUGGGCACGUGUUAUUACGUGAUUGGUUGAGUGAAGUGAAAUUCAGAUAGAAAAAGAGAUGGGCUUGGUUCUGUUCUGUCUUUGUAAAUUAGCUUUUUUGUUGUUGUCGUUGUUGUUGUAGCCAUGUUCUUUUAAACAUUAUUACAUCCAAAAAUUUGUCAAUUAAAAUUUGGAAAA
Messenger RNA from Camelina sativa (false flax), 1326 nucleotides. RefSeq names its product putative GPI-anchored protein At4g28100. Lineage: Eukaryota; Viridiplantae; Streptophyta; Magnoliopsida; Brassicales; Brassicaceae. The record is from RefSeq and is a predicted model, not a curated record.